AUGGACACACUAUAUGAUUAUGGGGUGUCAAUGGGAUAUCAAAAGGCAUGGAGAGCAAGAGAAAAAGCAUUAGAAUUGGCAAGAGGGAGACAAGAUGACUCUUAUCAACAGCUACCAAUGUACUUACACAUGCUGAAAGUAUCAAAUCCAGGAACAAUCACACACUUGGAAACAGAUACAAAAAAUCGUUUCAAAUACUUGUUUCUAGCAUUCGCAAAUUCAAUAAGAGGCUGGAAACAUUGUAGACCAGUCAUUAUCACAGAUGGAACCUUCUUAAAAACAUCAUUUGGCGGGACUUUAUUUUCAGCUUCUACAAUGGAUGCAAACAACAACAUUUUCAUAUUGGCAUUCGAAAUAGGGGACUCAGAAAAUGAUGACUCUUGCGAUUGGUUUUUCAACAAAAUAAGAGAAACAUCUAGUGAUAGAGAAGGAUUAACAAUAAUAUCAGACAGACAUAAAAGUAUUGAAAAAACAGUGAAGAAUGCUUACCCAGACCACUUUCAUGGAGCUUGCAUAUUCCACUUUCUUAACAACAUCAAAUCAAACUUUGGUGGACAUGGAGAUGAGCUCACUAUAAACUUUGUGAAAGCUGCCAAAACAUACAGGGUCAGCUCAUUUGAGCAUUACAUGUCAGAAAUAGACAAAAUUGACAUUCGCAUAAGACCUUACCUGGAAAAUAUAGGACAUCAUAUUUGGACUAGAAGCCACUGCCCAACAAGGAGGUACACUAUGAUGACUUCAAACAUAGCAGAGUCAAUCAAUUCUGCAAUCACAGCUGCAAGAUCGGUGCCAAUUACAUUAAUGAUUGAAUGUCUAAGAAGUUUAGGUCAAAAAUGGGUGUGGAAGAAUGGAAACGAAGCUAAUGGAAUAUUCACAGAAGAAUCUGUUGAAGCUGAAACAGUACUUAGAGAUAAUCUUGUUAAGGGAAUGAAGUACCAGGUUGAAGCAAUAACUACUAUACUAUACUAA
Molecule: messenger RNA, 969 nt
Organism: Cannabis sativa
Lineage: Eukaryota; Viridiplantae; Streptophyta; Magnoliopsida; Rosales; Cannabaceae
Exons: 3
Coding region: 1-969 (322 amino acids)
Source: RefSeq, a predicted model, not a curated record